AUGACAUCCAACUCAUUUCAAUCUCAAUCUCAAGCUCAAUCACAAUCACAAUCUUGGUCAAAUCAUCAAUUCCAUCAUCAAUCAAACUCUCAAAAUAUCAUAGGAGAACCCGUAUCAAAUCAUCAUAGAUAUCAACCUUCAACUCAUCCAUCAUUUUCAAAUCAGAAUCAUGGUCAUAUGCUUCCACCUCAAGCUCCUUCAUACUUGAAUCAUGAUACUUAUCCUACUUCAUCUAGAACGACCUACGAUCCUAAUUUACAUAAUAAUAUCUCAUAUGAUCCCUCACAAUACCCUCCUCCGCCACCACAAUUCCAAGCACCUGAACCUUGUAGUGUGAUCAAGACUUAUAGGGCUUAUUUUAGUUUAGCAGAGGUGGAUAGGAUGGUUAAGAUUCAGUCUGCUAAACUUGCUCCUGCUAGGGUUGAAGCUACGCGACAACAAGCUUGUGUUUUUAUGGACAAGGUUGGAAUGCGAUUAGGAUUUCCACGAAGGACAAUAGCUUCAGCUCAAUUACUCUAUCAUCGGUUUCAUCUUUUCUUUCCAUUCGCAUCAUUUAACCCACAUGAAGUUUCAAUCUCAUCACUAAUGUUAGCAUCCAAGAUGGAAGAUACAUUAAAAAAAUUAAGAGAUAUACAAAUGACAGCUUGGGUGAUACGAAACAUUCAAGAUGGAGGUACAGGACAAGGAGAACCAGAACCUUCAAUAAUCGAUUCAGAAAGAAGUAAAUUAGUUGGAAUCGAAAGAUUAUUACUUGAAACCGUUUGUUUUGAUUUCGGUUCUGGUAAAUUAGCUGGUGGUAAAGAUUUAUUUGGUUAUGUAGUAGCUAUUGGUCGUCAUUUGCAUUCUAGUAAAGGACUUAUACAUCUUGCUUUUAGACUUGCUGUGGAUUCAUAUCGCACAUUGGUUGCACUUACUUAUCCUCCUCAUAUCAUUGCUUUAGCUUGUCUUUAUUUGGCCUCCUUUUUCGAUCCCGAUCAUCAUCAUUACUCUUUUGGCGCAUCUGGUAGUAAAGCUGAAAAGGUUGAACCGCACUUUGAGGUAGGGUGGAGUCGAGCGUUUGACACAGAUAUAGAUGAUAUUGAAGAUAUAUGUCAUUCGAUCCUAGACCUGUUCAUCUCAUUAGCAGCCCCUCUCAAAGCAAAUCAAUCACCAACAUCUCCAUCCGAAGUAAAACCCAGAAGAAUAUCAAAUCUGAACACAUCAACUUCAUCGGCCACAGGACCAUUUCCAAGUUCCGAUCAACUUACCAAACUAAAAAUCUCAUUACGUGAAAAAUCAAAUGAUCGGGGUGACAUUGAUAUAGAUCCUAAAGAUGAUAAUCCUUCUAAACGGAUUAAACUUAUGGCUGGUCUAAGUCAUCAGGAUGAACGGUCUGAUGAAUUUCAAUUCGAAGGAAGAGAAUUACUUGGAAGAGAUGACGUGACUGUUAGAUUUAUCUUUGGAACUAAUGGAUCUCGAUUGAUAUCAGAAUCAACAAAUUAAUUAAUGAGACACAGAUGAGCAGUGUGAUGUUCUUUAGAGACAGAACUUGGACUGGAGUGUUGGGGAUCGGGUGUAUACUUUUUUAUUGGAUCGAGGCAAAAAGAAAAAUCAAAAAAUCUUUCAAGAUCACUUUUCUGGGUUUGGAAGUUUGUGUUAUUUUGAAGAACGAUGUAUAUUUAUUUCGGAUUGAAAAGUUUAAUAGAUUUUGAUUAGAAUUCAUCCAUUCAGGAUUUCCUAUCGUAUUUUUAAUAAAUCUUCCAAAACAUGUAUGACUUCUUAUCGAGUUAUGAAGAUUGAUAAUAUCAUGAAGUUGAGGGAUCGUAACCUUGUGAGAUUAUUUUACAAGUCAACCGAUUGAGGUGCAUAUAUUACUCAAAAUUCGUUUGUC
Melampsora larici-populina 98AG31 is the source of this 1870-nucleotide messenger RNA. RefSeq lists its product as uncharacterized. Gene Ontology annotation, molecular function: cyclin-dependent protein serine/threonine kinase activator activity. Lineage: Eukaryota; Fungi; Basidiomycota; Pucciniomycetes; Pucciniales; Melampsoraceae. The record is from RefSeq and is a predicted model, not a curated record. Gene Ontology annotation, cellular component: cyclin/CDK positive transcription elongation factor complex; nucleus. Bases 1 to 1482 code for a protein of 493 amino acids. The transcript has 3 exons. Gene Ontology annotation, biological process: positive regulation of DNA-templated transcription, elongation; regulation of transcription by RNA polymerase II.